UUUCCCAUCCUUAAUAAUAACAACAAUAACUCCGGGGGCAGAAAGCCUCAGACCCUCCCCGUAUUUUCUGAAGAAAGCAAGAUUUGUGAGGAGGCUGCUCCUUCUCUUGCCAAACAACGGUGCUGCUGCCCGAGAGCUGCAAGGGAGCCUGAGGGUCGAGUGCCUUUAAAAAACAGAGAGAAAGGGAAUCUUGUGCCUCUGGAAAUCUGAAACCCAGAAAGAGGAGGGUGAGGGAAACAAGAGGGAGAGUCUUGCAAUUCCUGAGGACAACGGUUGCAAGUGGAGUUUUAAGGAAUAAAAUAUACGAGCACACAUUGAAAGGUCACUGGAUGGCUUUUGUGGAGAACCCUGUGAAAUAAAGGAGCCUUGGAAGAAGAGAUUCUUUUUCUCCUCCUCUCUGGAUAUAAUGGCCAUUGCAAAGCAAAGCAUCUUGCGAUAUGGCUUCAAAUGCCUCUUGCUAGCAGCUUUGAUGCCGACCUAUGAGGGACAAGGUGGAAAGAGAGAGAAUGGUGGUCCUGCCUGUUACGGAGGAUUUGAUUUGUAUUUCAUUCUAGACAAAUCAGGAAGCGUCCUGCACCACUGGAAUGAAAUAUAUCACUUUGUGGAACAUUUGGCCCGCAAGUUCAUAAGCCCUCAGCUGAGAAUGUCCUUCAUUGUUUUUUCCACGAGAGGGACAAUUCUGAUGAGGUUGACAGAAGACAGGGAACAGAUACGCCAGGGUCUAGAAGAGCUGCAGAAAGUCCUUCCAGGAGGUGACACAUACAUGCAUGAAGGAUUUGAAAGGGCAAGUGAACAGAUUUACUAUGAAAAUGUUCACGGUUACAGAACUGCAAGUGUCAUCAUUGCACUGACAGAUGGAGAACUCCAUGAAGAUCUAUUUUUCUACUCAGAGAGGGAGGCUAAUCGGUCACGGGACCUCGGAGCAACAGUAUAUUGUGUUGGUGUGAAAGACUUCAAUGAGACCCAGCUGGCUAGAAUUGCAGACAGCAAAGAUCAUGUCUUUCCAGUGAAUGAUGGUUUUGAAGCCCUUCAGGGGAUCAUAGACUCUAUUUUGAAGAAAUCCUGUAUAGAAAUUCUGGCGGCAGAGCCUUCCAGUAUAUGUGCAGGGGAGUCGUUUCAGGUUGUCGUGAGAGGAAAUGGAUUCCGACAUGCCCGUAAUGUGGACAGAGUGCUCUGCAGUUUCAGGAUCAACGACUCAGUCACUCUUAAUGAGAAGCCUUUUGUAGUGGAAGAUACCUACUUACUCUGCCCAGCACCUGUGCUGCAAGAAGUUGGCAUGGAAGCAGCUCUUCAAGUCAGUAUGAAUGAUGGUCUGAGCUUCAUCUCCAGCUCCGUCAUCAUCUCCAGCACUCACUGUUCAGACGGAACCAUCUUGGCUCUUGCUUUGCUGAUCCUGUUCCUCCUGCUGGCCUUGGUUCUGCUCUGGUGGUUCUGGCCACUUUGCUGCACAGUGAUCAUCAAAGAGCCGCCCCCACCUCCUGCAGAAGACAGCGAGGAGGAAGAUGAUGAUGGCCUUCCAAAGAAGAAAUGGCCAACAGUAGAUGCUUCUUAUUAUGGUGGGCGAGGAGUUGGUGGCAUCAAACGAAUGGAGGUACGCUGGGGAGAAAAGGGCUCCACAGAAGAAGGCGCUAAGUUAGAGAAAGCCAAGAAUGCCAGAGUCAAGAUGCCAGAACAGGAAUAUGAGUUCCCUGAACCCAGGAACCUUGUGAACAACAUGCGCAGGCCUUCCUCUCCUCAGAAGUGGUACUCUCCUAUCAAGGGGAAAUUGGAUGCGCUCUGGGUGUUGCUGCGGAAAGGUUACGACCGUGUAUCUGUGAUGCGCCCACAGCCAGGAGAUAAGGGCCGCUGCAUCAAUUUCACCAGAGUGAAGAACACGGAGACCCCACCCAAAUACCCACUCAACAACGCAUACCCUCCAUCAUCUCCACCUCCAGCACCCAUCUACAACCCCCCGCCUCCAGCUCCGAUCUACACCCCCCCUCCUCCCAGCUCACCCACACCCCACACCCCAUCCCCGUCCUCCACACUCCCCCCGCUCCCUCCUCCACCCCAAGCCCCACCACCCAACCGGGCCCCCCCUCCAUCUCGGCCCCCACCUCGCCCCACAGUCUAG
Messenger RNA from Cuculus canorus (common cuckoo), 2113 nucleotides. RefSeq names its product ANTXR cell adhesion molecule 1 (gene ANTXR1). Lineage: Eukaryota; Metazoa; Chordata; Aves; Cuculiformes; Cuculidae. The record is from RefSeq and is a predicted model, not a curated record. The transcript is spliced from 18 exons. Gene Ontology annotation, cellular component: membrane. Bases 407 to 2113 code for a protein of 568 amino acids. Gene Ontology annotation, molecular function: signaling receptor activity.